Molecule: messenger RNA, 1292 nt
Organism: Meriones unguiculatus (Mongolian gerbil)
Lineage: Eukaryota; Metazoa; Chordata; Mammalia; Rodentia; Muridae
Gene: Znf580
Product: zinc finger protein 580
Exons: 2
Coding region: 385-903 (172 amino acids)
Biological process (GO): regulation of transcription by RNA polymerase II
Cellular component (GO): nucleus
Molecular function (GO): RNA polymerase II cis-regulatory region sequence-specific DNA binding; DNA-binding transcription activator activity, RNA polymerase II-specific
Source: RefSeq, a predicted model, not a curated record
GGCACGCAGCUGGAAACUGUUCUUUUGCUCGUUCCUCUCGUUGGCCACGCGCCCAACCCUCUAACCCUUCCCCCCCACCGAGCGCUCCCACUAGAAGGGCCGACUCCAGCAUCGGAACCUUCGUGUGUGGAGUGCGCGUUUCUGAACGGCCCUCUUUCCCAGGGACGCUGUCGCCCCUCGCACCCCUGCGCCCCCCGACCCACGUCCCGGGCGCCGCUGGCCCGGAGCUGCCCGGAAGCUUGCUCCUGCCGCGGCGCUUGUCAGGGCAAGCCCGGGUCCGUCCGGGACCUCGGCCCUGCUCUCCCCCGGACCCGAGAGGCUGCUGCACUGGGAAGAGAGGAUCUUAACGUCUCUUCCCUCCGCCGCUCCCAGCUGCCGCUCCAGAUGCUGCUGCUUCCGCCGCGGCCACCCCACCCUCGGUCCUCCUCUCCGGAGGUCAUGGACCCACCGCCCCCCAAGACUCCCCCUUUUCCCAAGGCGGACGGCCCCUCCUCCACCUCCUCCUCGGUGGCGGGGCCGCGGCCACCGCGGCUGGGUCGCCACCUGCUCAUCGACGCCAACGGGGUCCCGUACACGUACACAGUGCAGCUGGAGGAGGAACCCCGGGGCCCGCCACAGCGGGAGGCCACCCCGGGAGAGCCAGGUCCUCGAAAGGGCUACAGCUGCCCGGAGUGCGCUCGCGUCUUUGCCAGCCCCCUGCGGCUGCAGAGCCACCGCGUGUCGCACUCGGACCUCAAGCCCUUUACGUGUGGUGCUUGUGGCAAAGCCUUCAAGCGCUCCAGCCACCUGUCGAGGCACCGCGCCACCCACCGCGCUCGCGCUGGCCCGCCGCACACCUGCCCGCUCUGUCCACGCCGCUUCCAGGACGCCGCCGAACUGGCGCAGCACGUGCGUCUUCACUGAGCUCCGCCCUGCCCUCUCUGGGCCACCACGUCUGACCCACACUUUCCCCAGUUCUGCUGAGGUUACUGCCUUACCCUAGGCCUCAGUUUCCCCACCUAUCCCCAAAGAGAAACAUUUUGUCUUUUCUCCCAUCUAGCUGGGUGAUGUAGACCAAAGUUGUUGCCACUCUGGGCCUGGGUGUCAGUUGGAACAGGGCUUCAGUCCUGCUGUGCCGUGUAAGCCUUUGCAAGUGCUAUGACCUCUCCUGAGUCUUGGUCUUCUACUCUUACCAAGUGGUGAGGUCUCGUGGAAUACAAGACAAAAGCACCGGCACGGUCUAGAUCACCUCUGUACUUCCCUCUAAUACCCACGACCCCUCAUUCUUUGCCCAAUAAACAUGCCUCGCUUUA